GUUGAAAUGUACAACACAUAACGACGACGACAACGAAGAACUGGGCGAACGAGCAAUCCUCCGCCCGUCAGUCAGUCGGUCAACCAACCAACCGACAAAACCUGCAGAGGGCAGCAGCAUUUAUUAUUUUCUUCUACAUUUUAUACUCUUGUGCUCCCUAACUAAAACUGUGAAGUGUCGAUAUCCGAAGGCAAAGAGAAGGCCAUCGUCUUCUCCUAUUCGAGGCAAAAAAGGAAGAAAAACUCGCGCAUCGUGUGUGUCAAGUUCUUUUUUUGGUGUUCGAGUUUACGAAAGUUACGUGGAUUGUGGAAAAACCUUCCUUUCCUAUUGAGAGGUUAGCAAAAAAAAACAAAUAAGUGGCAAAACGGUUGGCAAGACGCAAAGGAGUACCUGAGUUGAUAGAAAAAAAACUGGCCGCGAUUAUGCGAUGGCCCUAGUGACCAUCCAGCGAUCGCCAAGUCUCGCAGGUUCAACACACAGUUCUAACUCGGACACAAGCAGUGCGGAUGAUGAAGAAAAUGCUAAACUAAACAGAAGUUUGAGUGAAUGCUACUUUGCCGGCAGAGGCACUGUUCUGAUGCUAGGAUCAAACGAGCGUCUUCGCGCUACAUGCGAGGACCAAACACAACAGCAGGCAAACAAUGGCACCACCACCAUCGCCCCAAACACCUCGACAGUUUCCUCCCAGCAGCAGCCACCUCGUGCAGCUAGCAGCAGCAACACGCGAACCGUCCGAUCCCGCUCGGAUAGUGCGGAUGAGCGGGAAUCGGUGGGCUCGUCCGGUUCCGCUUCCAGCAGUGCAUCGUCUUCGGUCUCGUCUGCCGGGAGUGAUAUCCAGCAGCACUUGCAGUCUAUGUUCUAUCUGCUGCGUCCGGAGGAAACGCUCAAGAUGGCCGUCAAGCUCGAAUCGCUCCGCGCUGGUCGCACCCGCUAUCUGGUCGUGGUGUCCCGCCCACCGGCCAGACGCAGACGUCAACAGCCACAGCAUCCGCUGCUAUCCUCUUCCUCGCUGGCGUCCGCUAGUUCAUCCUCGUGCGUUUCGCCAGCGCCUCCCGCCGCUGGUGUGCCCAUCAGCAAGCAAAUCACUUCUGCCUCUCUCUACAAGGCCGCAUCGCCUUCAUCCAGUACAAGCAUUAUCGCAAGCUGCUGCGGCGACGAAACCUUUGUAUCUAGCCUAGACAACUGUGUUCUUAGUGCUUCUUCGAAGAAUAUUACGCCUUUGGCUUCGGCUUCGGCUUCGGCUUUUGUUAAUACUGCUAAUAAUAACAAAUGUGUCGAUAAAUGUGAUAGUAAUAGACCUAGUUCUAGUAGUAAUGUUUGUAGUAAUAGUAGUGUAAACAGUGGUAAGCCAACGGCUGGCAAAAGUGACGGCAACACCGUGAAGGUGUGUAGUACUGGUCUCAGUGGCUUCAUCAACGUGACGGGUAGUGGUACCGCGGGCAACGUCAGCAGACCCCUGAGCAGCUCCGCGGGUAGUGUUGGAAGUGGUUCCAGCAGCAGCUUAGGCAGCAGUACCAAGGCACCGAGUUGUGGCUCGAGUGGUGGCGGUGGCGGCGGGAGUUGUGCUGAGAUUGAGGAAUCCUGUCUGCUUGGAAUCGACUGCAAUGAAAAAACCACGGUUGGACUGGUAUUACGAGUGCUGGCCGAUACCGCGAUACGACUAGACGGAGAUGGUGGAUUCAGUGUGAGUUCUUGUGGACAGCAGCUCAUCUUCAAGCCGGUCUCUGUUCAAGCGAUGUGGUCAGCCCUGCAAACCCUGCACAAAGUAUCAUCAAAAGCCCGGGAGCACAACUUCUUCGCCGGGGGGUCGUCCCACGAGUGGGUUUCCUACUAUGAGCAGAACAUCGAUUCGGACCGGUCCUGUCUCAACGAGUGGCACACGAUGGAUGCGCUGGAAAGUCGCAGGCCUCCGUCACCGGAUUCCAUACGGAACAAGCCAACCGAGCGCGAGGAAACGGAACGUGUAAUACGCACAACGCUGAAGGAAAUCAUGAUGUCGGUCGAUCUGGACGUCGUCACGUCGAAGUUCAUCCGGGGUCGGCUCGAGGAGCAUCUGGAUAUGGAUCUCGGCGAGUACAAGUCUUUCAUUGACGAGGAGAUGUUGGUAAUUCUGGGUCAGAUGGAUGCCCCGACGGAAAUUUUUGACCAUGUGUAUCUAGGAUCCGAAUGGAAUGCCAGCAAUCUCGAGGAACUACAGCGGAAUGGCGUCCGCCACAUAUUGAACGUUACGCGGGAAAUUGACAACUUUUUCCCGGGAAUGUUUGACUACUUCAAUGUGCGGGUUUACGAUGACGAGAAAACGGAUCUGCUGAAACACUGGGACAACACGUUCAAGUACAUUUCCCGGGUGCGAAUGGAAGGCUCCAAGGUGCUGGUACACUGUAAGAUGGGAAUUUCCCGCUCGGCCUCGGUGGUGAUUGCGUACGCGAUGAAAGCAAACAACUGGGACUUUGACCAAGCGCUACGCCACGUGAAGCAGAAGCGGAACUGUAUCAAACCCAACAAAAAUUUCAUCAUGCAGCUGGAGACGUACCAGGGAAUGUUGGAUGCGAUGAAGAAUCGGGAGAAACUGCAGCGCAGCAAGAGCGAAACCAACCUGAAGAGUGGUAGUAGUAGUGCGAAGGACGGCCGGCUGUUGCCGGGAAGCGAACCUACUCCGCUGAUUCAGGCGUUGACCAGGGGCAACAAUGCGAACACGAUGAAUAAAUCCGGGAGGUUUUUGAGGAAGAUUGGAGAGCGACCUAAGAGUUGGUCUCCCGAUUCGGAGAAAGCGGUGAUAGUGUUGGAAACGAGUAGACAGCAGUCACACUCGUUGGAACAUUUGAUGGCACCGCAAAACGAGGCCAAAACUAUUCGAAUGCCAUGUGGGAACGGACAGAACUACAGCGUGUCGCAAAAUCAAAUAGUACACCUGCAGGAGGGGGGAAUGGGCGUUACGGAGGAAACAUCAGUGCCAUCAGAUUUAUUUGCUUCCUCAGUUCGUUCCAUUAUCAGCGAGUUGGAAUCCAACAAAGCCAAAGAGACCAGCAGCAAUCACAAGAGGAAAGGAUCUUCUUCCUCGGUGGCGUCGAUAGCACCGGAAGUGGACGAGACCAAGAAUGACCACCAGUGGGAUCCAGGGGAAUCAAAGUCUCCUCCUCCUCCUGCUCCGACGACGACGACGGCUUCUCAAAGUCAUGACUCAACAACGACACAGCCUGUUGUUUGCUGGACAAGUCAAAGUCAAGUCAUUCAGCAGGCUCUACCAAUUGUUGUGCAGCCCCAGCAGCAACAGCAGCAGCAUGUUUCCCGUCAGAGUUCCUGGUCUAGUGUUGAUUCCGCUGUCGUGGCGGAUAUGAUCCGUGGAACACUGUCAGUAUCGCGACAUUCGAGUUGGGGCUCAGGGGAAAAUCAGCAACAGCAGCAGCAGCAGGGACAAACGGCGCUGGCGCCACCCUCUCGAAACAGCAGCUGGAGUUCGUACGAUACGAGCAAUGUUGGCAGUAGUAGUAUCCAGACCGUAGUGGAAGUUCCUGGUAGCGCUAGCGCAAAAGGAACGGAGGAAGACUUGGGGCAGAGUGGGAUAUUUCCGUACGAUAAGGACGAAAUCCCGUGGCAUCCGGGGACAGUCAAGCGAACGAAACAAAAAAUCGAGGAACGGUCCUCAUCGACUUCGAUAAAACGCAUUUGUAGUGAAAAGUUUGGACAAAAACAUGCCAAGGGUAAAGACUGUCGGGGGAGCGUCCCUGGAGAUUGUUCCCAGCAGCGAUCGAAUAGCGAAGAGGUUUUACCAUCGACUCGCACCACAACGACGAUAGUUUCGACAACGUACGCAAGGCUGUCCGCUUCCGCCCCAGACUCCUACUGUCUGUGCCCUUUCGGUAGCAAACGGGUGGAAGACGAACAACCGACCACGCAAAGCCAUCAUCGACGGUUCAGUUUCCGGAAAACAGUCCCAGACGAGACAAAAGCGAACGAUGAGAACACAUCCAUCAGCGUCAGCGGUAUUGUGAAGAACCUCAAAAUGAGCUUCGAGGCCAAAGUGAACGAUCGAAGUAAAAAAGAGCAGAAGAAAGUUCGCUCGCUGCCAUCAUCUCCGGUUGCCAUACAUGUAGAAAUGAACAAACACCAGAGUCACGGACAAAAUCACGGUGGAAAACAGCACCAACAAUUACAACAACAACAGCAACAGCAAGAGGACAUUACUGUGCGAGAUCUGGUGGAUCGCUACGAAGCCCCACGGCUGCGGGCAUCAUUCAACACACAUCAUCGCCACAACAGUAGCAGCUCUGCGAGCAACAGCGAGCCGGUCAUCGUUCGGCAGCGACCCCGUUCCGUGUUCGAACCGCUUAAGUAUGCACAAAACCAACAGAAACCACUGAUUUCACAUUCAAACAGCCUCCUCAAAUCGUCGGAUGAUUUCAGCAGACCACCUCCGAUCCCACCGGCUGUUGUAAGCGGCGGCGGACCCUUCGUUCGUGGCAUAGUGAGUUUUGUUGGUAAUACAUCCUCGGGUAACAAUUCGGGUUCCAACGGUGGUUCUGGCCCGGGUGGUGGCGGGAGCGUGACGAAGAAAAUAAUCCAACACCACGGGAAAACACACCCGCUAGCCAAAAUAAAUCUGACCAAGCAUAGGAUUAAUGCAACCUCGACGGCGGCAGCUACGGCGUACAAUACGAUGUGAGGAAGUUGAUUCUUCAUUUCCUCUUUUGUGUUUUCCCCCGAAUUAUUUGUAUUACUCGAAAAAGGGUUGGAUUUUGGGCGACUUUUGCCUAGAAUAUUAUUCAACGGACACAAUACGGUCGGAAGCAUGUCAAGCAAAUCGUACACACGUUGGGAGAACCAUGAGGCUGCUGCGUUGGUCACGGUUUGCUAUUCUGUUUUUUCCCCAUUGUUUUUCCAACGAUUGCAAUAUAUGUGACAAAUAGUUUAGUGUGUGGUAGGCAUUCUUCGGAUAGGUCUGCUAGAGUGCCAGCAGAUUCCAGCGAAACGACCAGGUUCAGGCAUGCUUGGUUCGUAGACUCUCUUUUGCGCAAAAAGAAUUACGCUUCGCGAACAGCUCUUUUAUGUAUGUGUUUUUUUCUGUAUCCAAGUAGCAAUCGUUGAUAUCCUCCUUCAUCUACGAAUGAACAAAUGUUUAUCGACAAACACACAAUUUACUAACUUACUUAUAUUGCGUGUGUAUGUGUGUUUGUACUUCGUGUUUGACUGUGUGAAUGAGUGUGGAGCGCGUGUAAAUUAGCUUAGUUGCGCGGAAAUAUUUCGAAAAAAUAAAACAGAACAGUAACAGGUUCAUUAAUUGUGUAAAUACAAACUGCUAGAUUUAUAGGGCUCGCCGCUAUCCUUCGCGAGAGUUCUCGGACGCAAAAAAUGAAUAAAUCCUAAGGAAUGAUGAUUGUUUGUUACUUCAACCAGGAAGGCAAAGCUUUAUUUUGGCACCACCCUUUUCUUUUGUAUUGCUUCAUUGCUGCCGAUGUGAUUUUGUGAUUAUCUGCUUUUCUCCAGUUUUGUUCCGCUGUCAAAAUAAAAGAUGUAGAAGAAAAAAUGUACGUUUCUGUUACCCAACUAAAAGGCUACUUCCAUUCUAAACAUCUAAUGCUCCUAUUCUGAGCAGCAAGCAAAAUGCAAAUCGGAGAAAAAUAAACGCGUUGCAGCAUCAAUAUUCAUGUAACUGUUCGAAUAUUUUAUGUGGUUUUAUAAGCUUUUAAACUGGAUGAAAAUGAAAUACAAAAAGCAAAAUAAAUACAAUGUGGCUCGACGAUAUGGAAACAAUUGUGAGAAAACACGCUAUAGAAAAAAAAGAAUUUGUAUUUAAGAAAAAAAAAAAGGAAAAAAGAGAACAUGAUAACAGUAAAUAUUUAUU
This is a messenger RNA of Toxorhynchites rutilus septentrionalis, 5842 nucleotides long. RefSeq names its product protein phosphatase Slingshot (gene ssh). The record is from RefSeq and is a predicted model, not a curated record. Lineage: Eukaryota; Metazoa; Arthropoda; Insecta; Diptera; Culicidae. Gene Ontology annotation, molecular function: actin binding; protein tyrosine/serine/threonine phosphatase activity. The coding region runs from base 428 to 4663 and encodes 1411 amino acids. Gene Ontology annotation, biological process: actin cytoskeleton organization; protein dephosphorylation; negative regulation of actin filament polymerization. Gene Ontology annotation, cellular component: cytoplasm. The transcript has 7 exons.